AUGAAGGAUCAACGGCCCCUUGACCCGCAUGCUGCUGCGGCUGCGGCGGCCCGGCGCCUCAGCAGCGAUCGGCCACUGUUUGCUGUUUCCUUGAGCACUGCGGUGUCUCAACUGCUGAAGCUAACUCCAACACCUGAGUCUACUGCUUGUUGCUCGCCCUCUUCAAUUCCCGUAUCCUGUGCUUCGUCGCAAGCUGGAAGUGGGGCCCUUGGAGUAGAUGGCCUUCCGCCAGAAGACAGGACAUUCGGGCGGGCAACGGGGGACCCGCAGCACAAACAGAACACUCAUGUAGACGCAGGCCAGGAAGUCAACCACACUCUUCAGGCGCAGUGGCUAACCAGGCGGUUCAUUGCUCAGGUCCGAGCCCACUUUGAGGCCGUCCUAGCGGCAUCACCUCAGGAAGAGGGGGAGGCGGCUGAAGAUGGCGGCGAGGAGGCGUCGGCAUGCGAAGGAAAAGAGAAGGAAAUAAUCAUGUACCAAAGAUCUGUUUGUACUGCAGGGCUUCGCUGGGGACUUCUCCUGCUGCUCUCAGCCGAGUCAGCUCUGCUCACUGAGCCAGCACAUCAACAAACGCCCCAAAGCCCAGCAAAAGGACACCCAAACAAACAAAACGAAAGCUGCCUUUCUUCAGAGAAAACUCGGCUUGAGGGAGAGGCCCUAAACUGCAACGGGCAUGAUAGGUCAGAAUCUGUCGACGCAGUAUUAAGGGAGGCUCUCUUUGCCUUCGAGAUAAUCAUCCGAGUCUCCCCCACGACAGCCUCCCGAGUCCUCCCCAAGGUAUUGGAAUGGCUCGACUGGUGCCUCUCAGGCGCAAGGGGGCACCAUGCGUUGCUCUCGGGAGAGGGAGAGGCGGGUAACCAACGGCAGGAUGUUGCUCUGCAAAAUGCGGUGACGGAUGGCUGUGAGUGCCCACUGGAGCGACGUGUGCACCAUAUUAGGACAGGCUCUCUCUCAGUACUCUUCACGUGCCCCCUACCCAAUUGUCUCGUUCGAGGGCGUAUUUGCAGUCAGUCGGAGCAUCUUAACCGGGUCCGUUUGCUGGCACUUCUCUUGCGGGGCCCCAGGGUACUCCUUGGAUGUUCCAGGCUCCUCGUCGCCUGUGUAAUGGCGCCCAGUACAGCAAACGGGGGUUGUGGAGGCGACGGCAGCGGCAGCAUGCGAGGAACCGCGCCGGUGAACAAAUUAGAAGGGGAGAAUGCCAAAGCUGCGGCUGAGGUGGAGGCUUCUCUACAGCGCCGGCUUUGUGCGGAAACAGUUGACCAACUGCUUGUUGCUAUGAAGGAUUUGAGAUCCGUCCUCAUCCCCAGUGCUCAAAAUGGUGAACCACGCCAACCUUCACUGACACCUCACCAGAAGGAAGGAGGCAUUGAGGGCCUGAACGAGGCUGAGAAAAUGAUUCUUGCAGCUUGUUUGCCCCCUGUGCUUCGUUGGGCGGCGGCUCCAUCACGGCAUGCUCUAGCCGGAAGCCAGAAAGGACGCGGAGACGCCUUCCCAGCAUACAGAUCUGCGGCGCAGAACUUUUCCUGGGCUUUUGCCGGGACCCAAAUCUUGGCGGAUGAGGGUGCACCACGAAAGGCAGCGCUUUACAUACUCGCUACUAUUCAGGGCUUACUUCUGUCGUUUGCAGUGAAUGUACAAGGGUCGUCAAAAUGUCUAGACACCUUUGGGGUUGCUGCCGCUGCCACCGAUGGGUCGGUAGUUCGACAAGCUCAAGCUCUUCUGAAAGAAGUCGGUGAAUUCUUUAGUUUCCUGCCAAAUAUGUCUGUGGAGCCACAUCCCCUGGAACUACCGCCUGGCACAUUCAUUCAUGCGGUAGCGGGCCUGUGCUCCCGUGCACUUACGGCCAAAGAGCUCCCAAAAGCUUUCCAGAUAAAUGCGAACCGCGCCGACUCUCGCAUUUUACUAACAGCUACAGCAGCAGCCUCAGUUGCGAAAGUGCAGAUUGCGGAACGAGGUGGAGGAAUAGAUCCUCGCUGCCCACUAACUGGGCGAUUGCAACUGCCAGAAGGCCUUCCUGACGAGCAGCUGAUUGAACCUUUUCCUGUAAAGGCGAAGUCCGGACUUGCAGCAGUGAAUGGAUGUGGUGAACGAGCCUUCCUCUCGUACCUUAGUGAUGAGGGGGCAUUUCGAAUGGCUAUACACGUUUCCCGCAUCUUGAUCGCACUCGUGAAGUCCGUAUCUGCUCUGACGGGCGGUUUUCCAAUAUACACCGAAGUCGACGUCUGCUUUGAUGCUUACCUUGAGGCAUUUACGGCAUUCGUCUGUCGUACAUGCGCAGACGAAUAUGACCAAUCAUUCUUUGAUUGCCAAAACUUUAUUAUCGACAUGUGCCAUCCCGCCCUAAACUCGUCGGAGAGCCUUCGCUCAGCGUUUUUGAGACGAUCCAGGGCACUGCUGAUCUUCGCUGGAGACUCGGCAAACCUGCGCCUCUAUGACUGGAUGAGCUUCUGCCUUGAGGCGUUGGAAAGUAGUUCGCUAGAAACCAUAGGAGAGGGAUUGCAAAGUCUAAAGGUGUUGCUCUCCGUUGGCACCGACAUUGAAGAGUUUCUGCCGCAGAUUCUUUGCCGCUUGGCUACCAUAGCCUUAGUUGCAAAGGAAGAACCGGUGCACGCAUGCCCUGCGUCUUGCUCCGCACAGCUGGAAUGCCAAUAUUAUGGGAACUUCGCUUCCGUUGAAUCGAUUCCAACGAUGUCGACAGGAGGAGCAUUAGAUUUAACAGUGAUUGAAGAUACGUAG
This is a messenger RNA of Eimeria acervulina, 2736 nucleotides long. RefSeq lists its product as hypothetical. Lineage: Eukaryota; Apicomplexa; Conoidasida; Eucoccidiorida; Eimeriidae. The transcript is spliced from 9 exons. The record is from RefSeq and is a predicted model, not a curated record. The coding region runs from base 1 to 2736 and encodes 911 amino acids.